This is a messenger RNA of Opisthorchis viverrini, 705 nucleotides long. RefSeq lists its product as hypothetical. The annotation marks the transcript as partial. Lineage: Eukaryota; Metazoa; Platyhelminthes; Trematoda; Opisthorchiida; Opisthorchiidae. The record is from RefSeq and is a predicted model, not a curated record. The transcript is spliced from 7 exons.
AUGACAAUGAACUCUUCGUUUUUCAGCAGUGAAGAAAAUAGCCAAACUGCGUACAAAAUCAACGCUUUUGACGGAUGUUCACCAUUGUCUUCUUAUCUUGAUGACACACGAUUUCGUAAUCAGAAGUCAACUUAUGAAAGUAGUACGAAAGCUGUAAAACAUCUGAAACAAGAUAAUCUUGCCUUAAAGGAUUUAGGCUGUGUAAACAAAUCACUUAAUGAGGGUUUUAGCGAGCCCAACAACAACAGUACCUAUGGGAAAGAAAUCAGACAGGCCUAUACGGAGUUUUUGCGUUGUUCAAGCCCCAAGCUUCAGAAGAUUCGUGAUCGGCUACGAUCUGUUCGAAAUGAAUUCAUUAAACACAAAUCAGAUUGCGAAAAAAACAAGAAAAUGUUUCCUCAAGAAGUGUUGCUCCGAAUCAAGAAGGAACUACAGCAUGCAACGGAUAGCUUGUUUACAGAACCGAUCAGUGAGGACGGACCUCAUCGAACGCCACAAUUCCUCCACUCGAGUGAUCCAAGUGAUCUAUCAGAUCACGCACCGCCGAAUAUGGAUCUCUGCAAAUGCGAAGCUUUAUGCAACAGGAUACAGAAUAGUAUUACGAAGACAACACACAUUUUACUGGAUCUCCGUGCAAACAUGGAAGAGUAUCUGAAACAAGGCGGGAGCGGAAAUUCGCAGCGGCUUGUAGAUGAUACCCGGGAG